AUUAUAAAAUAUUAUCAAUAGAUUUUUCUAGAUAUACCCCUAUUUUAUUCUUUUCAUAAUGAUGUUUGCAAUCUAAAAUUAUUAUUGCUAUUAUUUAUACAGUUCUAUUUUCUUAUGGUACCAAAUUACCAGUUUUUUCUUUAAUUUGAAAUUGAAAGUCAUAGAUCAGUGUUAUAAAUAAUGUUUUGUUGGGGUAAUGCAACCCAUCACGAAUUAUGCUUGGAUGAUUCUGAAGACAACGAUUUGGUUAUUAAACCUACACUAUCAAAAUGGAAAGAAAGUCACCACAUCAGGUGUAUAGCCGCAGGAGAGUUCUUUGCCUUAUACCUCACAAAACAGGGUCGAUUGUAUUCAUGUGGAAGUAAUGAGGUUGGUCAGCUAGGACGACAGACUUUAUUCUAUUCUAACGAGAAUAGAACACCUUGUCUUGUAGAGAAACUGAAGGAGCAUAAAAUUUUAUCAGUAGCUUGUGGGAUUCAACACUCUCUAGCACUCAACGAGUGGGGAAUCCCCUACAGCUGGGGCUGUAAUGGCAUGGGACAACUUGGCGUGGUCCAAACUGAUGCACAGUCACACAAUGUUCCUUGCAUCAUAAAAGAGCUUGCAACAAAAAAUGUGGUUCAAGUUGCAUGUGGUUCAUUCCAUUCCAUAGCUUUAACAAAUAGUGGCGAUCUCUAUUCAUGGGGAGCAAAUUCUUAUGGACAAUGUGGGUUAGGCAUUUUUACAAGCAAGGAAAUGAAACCACGACAAAUUACAUCACUGCUUGGUGUGCCCAUUGCAUUGAUAGCAUGUGGCAGUAAUCACACAUUUGUGUUAUCUAAGUCCGGUGCUGUUUUUGGCUGGGGGAAAAAUUCACACGGGCAAUUAGGGUUACAGAAUACAGAAAAUAGAUGUUAUCCAACACAUCUGAAGACAUUAAGGAAUGUUAAAGUAUGUCAUAUUGCCUGUGGCGAAGACUUUACAGUUUUUCUUACAUUGGAUGGUGGUGUUUUCACAUGUGGUAGUGGGGACCAUGGACAGACAGGUCAUGGAACAGCAAGAGAUGAAUUAGUACCAAAACAGGUCAUGGAAUUGAUGGGCAGCACCGUGACACAAGUGGUAUGCGGGCGGCGCCACCUGUUGUGCCGCGUCGGAGAACGAAUCCUGGCCUGCGGUUACGGCGCGCGGGGCCAACUCGGCUGCCGGCAAGUCUCUGCUCUCGUACCCACGCCUGUAUCCUUCGUGCCCAGUGACGAUUCGCCCCCGAAGAAGAAACAGAAGGUGGAGGUGUCUACGACAUAUGUUCGGCACAGCGGUGCGGGUGCUUCAAAACGAAAUUUCUCUCCAGAGGUAUUCAGUGGUCCCAUGAAAGUGUUCGCGGGUGGUGACCACAGUUUCCUCGUCACAAAUUGCGACAAUUCAGAAUUGCAACCAAUCCUCACGCUGAAUCUAUCAAAACUUCAUGUUUGCGAAGCUAUAAAAGACGACGAAGUUGUCAACCAAGAUUUGAUGGCCUACUUGGAGACAGUGUUCGGUUCGUUGGCCUGCCUGAACGGCUCGUUUCUGCUGCCCAACAAUGCGCACUUCGGAUGCAACAAGAAAGUUCCUGGCGUUGAUUUAAACGUCGUGGAACAAGCCUUCACAACAAUUAGCAGAUUCGAAAACACUUCCAUAAAGGAAUUGGUAUUCAACCAGCUCACAGAGAAUAUAAUAAAGAAAAUGGCGACAUCCCCACCAGAUGUGGAAGCACUCAGAAUGUUUCUCAUAAUCCCUCUAUACCACGAGAUGAGGAAUCCACGGCGACAUCCUGAAUUGCAGGGUCCAUUCGCAGAAGCGUUUAACAAUUUGUCGGCAGUACCACAGAAGAUAGUACAACAGUGGUGGGAAGAGCAGUCUACUGAGUACUUUGAAAUGCUUGUUGACAUAUUCAUAAGUGUUAUCACUUACGAGCUCAUACAACCAUCUGUGCGACUCAACAAGAAGUUAAUGUUUAAACACAGCAUUGUUCAAAUAUUAGACGCACUGUCGUUUUUAAAUGCAAUUAAUUUCACCAAUCCAAAGAAACCUAAAAUAGCUGCGGAGGCUUUCUACAUAGAAGACCUUUGUAAUUACGUGGAUAUCGCAAGAGAUUAUAUGCAUUGGCAUGCAAGUAAAAAUUCAUUCGAACCUCAUAUGUGUCACUACCCGUUUCUAUAUGACGUUCAGUGCAAGUCGUUGCUGUUGAGGGUUGAUCAACAGCUGCAAAUGCAGACGGCCGUACAUAGAGCGGCUUCUGAGAUGUUUACUCGGCUAAUAUUCGACCGUACAUACGAUUAUCACUCAAGGGACCAGUUUCUGUACCUUACAGUGUCAAGAGAACAUAUAGUCCGAGACACUAUAUUACAAAUUUCAAGCCACGAAACUUCACAGCUCAAGAAACCUCUUAGAAUAUCAUUCCACGGUGAGGAAGCUGAGGACGCCGGUGGUGUUAAGAAGGAAUUCUUUCAGUUGUUACUAAAGGAGAUAUUCAACCCCGUAUAUGGAAUGUUCAAGCAGUCUGAGGAGACUAAUAUGAUUUGGUUCUCCAAUAAUCCGUUUGAGGAUGAUGCCAUGUAUCAAUUAAUUGGUUCAAUAUACGGCCUAGCUAUAUACAAUUCGAUAAUAAUUUACGUGCCAUUUCCGCUGGUGCUAUAUAAAAAAAUAUUGAAAGAGUCCACCAUGUUAGAUGACUUAACAGACUUGUAUCCAACACUCGCUAACAGUCUGAAGAGCUUAUUGGAUUAUCCUGAUAAUGAUGUUGAGGAGGUAUUCAGCUUAUGCUUCGCUGUGAACACCGAAGUGUUCGGCCAAAUCCAAAUACACCCUCUGAAAGAAGACGGUGAAAACAUACCGGUCACACACGAGAAUAAAGAGGAAUAUGUGGAGUUAUAUGUGGACUUCCUGCUCAAUAAAUCUGUACUUAAUCAAUUCAAAGCCUUUUAUCUAGGUUUCCAGAAGGUAUGUGGUGGCAGUAUAAUAAAAUUGUUCAGAUCUCACGAACUUAUGUCGGUAGUAAUUGGCAAUGAAGAAUACGACUGGGAUCUGUUUGAAAGUAACUGCGAAUACAAAAACGGAUAUUUUUCUAACGACCAGCAAAUUAAAUGGUUUUGGGAGGUGUUCCAUGAGCUGGCGAUUGAAGACAAGAAAAAGUUCCUAUUGUUUCUAACUGGCAGUGACCGCGUUCCUAUACAGGGGAUGCGUGAUAUCAAAAUAAGAAUCCAACCUGUAGCAGACGACAGGUACUUUCCUGUAGCCCACACAUGCUUCAAUUUAUUAGAUUUGCCCAGGUACAAAACAAAAGAAAGGCUCAAAUAUUAUUUAUUACAAGCUAUACAGCAAACACAGGGUUUCUCACUAGUCUGAAUCACGUAUCGUGUUAUCAAAACAAAUUAUGGAAGUAUUUCGACUGUCUAUACAAUCCACUUGCAUUUUGGACGUAUAUCCGCCCAAUACAAAGACUGAAACCAUUCUAAGUGACGGACUGACUUUUUGCGCACUGGUUUUGUUCAUCUCUGAAGCUCAUUUUUUAGAAUUUAGUAUAAAUUGAUAACAAUAAUGUGUGAUUCUAAAUAAUUGUGAUAUAACCUAAUAAUUGCUAAUUUUACUCUUAUUUAAGCCAUUGGUAGGUAAAUUUAUCUGAAUAUAUUUUAAAUCGUAUAUUCUCAAGUAAACGCAAUUUAACUCUUUUGUAAUUUAUAUUCAUUGUUUGGCGCUAUGUGUAUUACAAUAUUUAGUACACCAAUUUUUAUACAUUUAAAUAAGUAUUAAACGAUGUGUUGGUAAUUGGCAUUGAUAUAACUGCAAAUAUCAGUCUAUUUAAUAGAUUCCUUAUUUUCUUUGAAAGAAAAAUAAAAAUGUAUUGGAUAUUGUUUAAAUUUGUAAUGAAUAUUGGCUUUAAUAUAUAUCUUAAUCAUAUAUUGUUUUGUGUAAUGGUGAUUAUUAGCAAAUAUUCAAUAUUUAAUUAUUUGUAUAUUUUGAAAUGCUAAUAGUAACAUAAAAUACUGAUUACUUGAUGAAAUAGAUUUACUAAUACUUAUGAUAAUUUUUAAAGAAAUAUAACAUUGCACUUUGUCAAUAUUUGGUGUGUUUCUGUAACGGGUUAUUAAAUAACAAGUGGAUUAACACGUAUAGACUAUACGCAUUGGCUUAUUAUUAUAUUGUUGUAUUACGAAUCUUUGGUAAUAAUCUCGUAUUUGUUGGUUACGAGGAACAAAAAUUAUAUUAGUCCACACUAUACAAAAAAUAACUUAUAAUAUUUAUUUGUAAUAUAAUUUUGUUAUAAUAACCAUUAGAUAGUGAUAACAAUAUUUUCUCUCAGUUUUUUCUAUUGUUUGACCGACUUAGUACCUUGUUCAAUUAUAUUAGGACUGAACAUUAAUUUAAUUCCUAGUACCUAUUAACUUUAUGGCUACAAUGGAAAAUAAGCUAAAUGGAAGUGAAUAAAGGAAACAUGAUUUCUUAGCACCUAUUACUGAUCUCUCUAUUUUCUUUAAACUGAUUGAAAUAUUUUUAUGUACAUACUAAAUUCAGUAACAAUCAUUAGUAGUCAUUAAUUCACUGAUAUUACUUGGGUAUCUUUAAUUAUAUGGUACACUAAUAGGCAUAUCAACCUUGUUAAAAUUUCUUCUGUGUUGCAUUAACGAAUUCUGUUAGUGCCUUAUCCAUUUAUUUGAGAAAAUUUUAUAAUAUGUAACAUUAAACUGAUUGUUUUAUUAUCCUCACACACUGAUGGAAUUGUGUGUGUUUGUAGAAAAUCUCGACAGGCUACGUACACAUAAUUUUGUAUAUAAUAUUAAUACUUUGUGAUAUUAACCGUUAUUAUGAGUAAUAAUGUAUGCUUUUUAUAGUCGAAACUGAUUUUAACGGCCCGAUUCUUCACAGUGUUUUCAAUGACCUAAAUGUAAUAAUGGGCCAUGAAAUGGUGACCGUGACUUUUUAAAGUUAAAUUUGAAUAAAGUUAGUAUUGUUUGAAACCUAAAUAGAAAUUUUGGCUAGCGUGUUAUUUCAUCUGAUAAAUUACUUAUGUUGUUAAUAUGUUUUCUUUAAUGUGAAACUGUUAAAGAUUUCAUCAUUGUUAAGUUUCAAAUUGUUUUAUUAUUCGCUUAGUUAAUUUAAAAUAACGGCGUUGUGAUUUCGUUUACUGGAAAUAAGCAUAAUGAUAAUGUUAUUAAGUGAUUUAGUACCGACCUAAUCUUGCCCUUUUCUAAAGAACUAGUAUAUUAUUAAUUUUAAACGGUUAUAACAAAUUAAUAUAAUUAUGUUUUAUGUCAACUGUAAAAUUUGUGACUAUCAGUUCAAUAUAUAAAGUGGUAUUAAAUUGUGUCACGUAGAUUUACUUUGUGUUGAAUCGGGUUUAAUAUUAUAGAAUUUGUUUGCCUAUCGGUUCUCAUUUUAGGCAUUUGUUAAAAUAUCACUUGAAAAUUAUUACUUAAUUGUGAUAUUUGUAUGUAUAAGUGUAUAACGAUGAAUACGUAGAUGUAAGGGAGCUAGUCCCAUAAAAUACUUGUUUCUGUGUAUUAUGAUAAAAAACGGUUUGUAGCUAUGCUAGGUCACUGUUGUCGUUUCCUAAAUUAUUUUGAGUGCACCGCCAGCUGUAAGGCUGCUGCACGUAUAUGUAUUGUAUGACAUUAAUAUAUUUUUUAUAUAAAA
This is a messenger RNA of Achroia grisella, 5646 nucleotides long. It is a transcript of the gene Herc4, whose product is annotated as probable E3 ubiquitin-protein ligase HERC4. Gene Ontology annotation, molecular function: ubiquitin-protein transferase activity. The record is from RefSeq and is a predicted model, not a curated record. The transcript has 20 exons. Bases 181 to 3360 code for a protein of 1059 amino acids. Lineage: Eukaryota; Metazoa; Arthropoda; Insecta; Lepidoptera; Pyralidae.